AUAAACGCCUCCGGCCUCCCCGGCACAAACCCUAGCCCUCAAUCACGCCGAGCUCGACGGAACCAGCCCAACCCGAGCCCAUUUCUGCUCGGGUCCCGGCCGAUCCGGCAGCUCCUCAUCAGCACAACCCGGGGCAACGUCCCCCAGCGGAUGCUAGCCUGAUCGGGUCCCCACGGUCGAUGGGUUCGCCCGGGUCCGCCAAUGGCAGACGCGGCGAGUACGUGAGGAUCCCUGAGGAGGUGGAGGUGGCGUCCAAGGGGGAGGCAGAUGCCGCGGCGGCCAUCAAGGCGGCCGUGGCAGCGGAGUGCCCGAGGGUGCUGCGGUGCCGCGCGAUCCGGUGGUGGGCCAAGGUCGCCGUGCUUGGGAUCUUCCUUGCAGGGGCCGGAGCUGCUGCCGUGGUCUUCCUCGGCCCGCUCGUUAUUAAGAAGGUUGUUGCACCUAUUCUUUACUGGGAAUCAAUAACUUUCAGCAGACCAGCUAUUGCUCUAAUAUGUUUUGGCACAAUCGCCUUAUUCCCAAGUGUUUUGUUACCUUCUUCGCCCUUCAUGUGGCUUGCUGGGAUGACUUUUGGAUAUCUUUAUGGCUUUUUGAUAAUCACAGUGGGGAUGAGCAUAGGCAUGUCGUUGCCGUAUUUUAUAGGUUCUGCAUUCCACUGCAGGAUACAUAGAUGGCUGGAGAAGUGGCCAAAGAAAGCAGCUUUUGUAAGGCUUGCUGGCGAGGGAGAUUGGCAUCAUCAAUUUAAGGCUGUUGCUUUACUCAGGAUUUCUCCAUUUCCAUAUUUAGUUUUUAACUACGCUUCUGUGGCUACGAACGUCAAAUAUUACCCAUACAUAGCUGGUUCCAUGGCUGGAACCAUACAUGAAACUUUCCUUGCAAUAUACAGUGGGAAACUUCUACAGAGCUUGGCUGUAGCAACUAGCCAAGGGUCAUUCUUGUCGGUGGAUCAGAUUAUCUACAAUGGAAUCGGCUUUACAAUUGCUGCAACUUCCACUGCUGCUAUCACUAUUUAUGCAAAGAAAGCGCUUCAAAAGCUCCAAGCGGAGGACGAGAUAUUUUGAGAGGUCCAAGGCCAGGAUCAAACCCGUAACGCUAGUUUUCUUUCAGGUGUACUAUAUAUGAACAGCUGGUACUAAUCUGGUUUCCUGUGUCGACUACCGGACUGCUACUACCAUCCAUCUGAGGAAGAGGAGGGGGGGAGGUGCUUCAGCAAUUGUAAAGAAAAUAGAGGCCCAGAGUUUUUCGUUCUUGUUUUGUUUUCUGUAGAGAGAAUUACCAACCUCAUCUGUGUAUUGCAAUUGCGCUAUGUAAAUCCCCAAGUUGAAAGUUGUUUCCUUAUCUUGAGAAGUAUAACAAGGUAUGCUGGCUGCGUCGAAAUAUAUUA
Molecule: messenger RNA, 1381 nt
Organism: Zea mays
Lineage: Eukaryota; Viridiplantae; Streptophyta; Magnoliopsida; Poales; Poaceae
Product: SNARE associated Golgi protein family
Source: RefSeq, marked predicted